AUAGGGACACUUCAUUAAAAGUACGACGUGACAAUAGCUAUAUGCUUAUUCAACAGUUUAUUUGUUGAUUUGUUAACCUUAGUAUACAGGAAAUAUAUUUAUUUAGUUUAGUGAAAAGUCAUAUUUAUAAAUUUUGCAUUAUUUGAACUGAGAAAAUUGAAUUGGUCUGAAUAUUUGAAGCCAUAUGUAACAAACAAAUAAGUUUUUUCUGUCAAAAAAAGAAGAAAAAUAAUAUUACAGAUAAUUAAAUAAAAUUUAUCUCUUUCAAUUAAUUCAUACAAUAUGUCAAGAAUUGUAGUUGUAGGUUCCAGCAUGAUUGAUUUUACUACAUAUUCUCCGCGUUUACCGAAAUCUGGGGAAACAAUUAUUGGAUCAAAAUUCGAACAAGGAUUUGGAGGUAAAGGCGCAAAUCAAUGCGUAACUGCGGCAAGACUCGAAGCUACAACAACAUUAGUAACAUCAUUGGGAUCAGACGUAUUAGGUCAACAAUAUAUUGAUAAAUUAAAAUCGGAAGGUAUUGAUGUUACAUACGUAAAAAACAGGAAAAACUCUCACACUGGUGCAGCUCAAAUAACUGUUGCUGACAAUGGGGAUAAUAAUAUUAUAAUAGUGCCAGGAGCGAAUGAACUAUUAACAAAGGAAGACAUUGAUGAAGCAGCUAAUGUAUUAAAACAAUCGUCAGUGUUACUUUGUCAAUUUGAAACUCCAAUCGCUACAACUUUACAUGCAUUGAGACUAAAAAAAAAUAACGGCAUUUCGAUUGUAAAUGCAGCACCUGCAGUUGCAAAUAUUCAUCCUGAAAUUUUUCAACUGGCCGAUGUGUUUUGUGUUAAUGAAUCCGAGGCUGAAUGCAUAACGGGAAUAAAAAAUCUUACAAUUUUAAAUGUUCAAGAAGCCGUUGAUAAACUUUUGGAAAUGGGAUGUAAUACAAUUAUAAUAACCUUCGGCUCAUGUGGAGCCAUUUUUGCUUCCAGAGAUAAUAAUAAAAUUAAUUGCAUUCCAACUGAUAAAGUUAAGUCUGUCGAUACUACCGGCGCGGGAGAUGCAUUUUUAGGGGCUUUUGCUUAUUUCACAGCUUAUCACCCAAAUUUAUCGAUAGAGGAAAAAAUUAAAAGAUCCUGUACAAUUGCAACACAAUCCGUCUUAAAGACUGGAACUCAGACGAGUUUUCCACGAAAGAAGGAUCUUCCAAUGGAUUUAUUUUCAUGACUUUCUAAGAAUUCUUGUCACAAUAUGUUGACAUUAUAAAUAUAUGGGUGAUUCUCACAGAACAUUA
Messenger RNA from Leptopilina boulardi, 1276 nucleotides. Its product is annotated as ribokinase-like. The record is from RefSeq and is a predicted model, not a curated record. NCBI's taxonomy places the organism in Eukaryota, Metazoa, Arthropoda, Insecta, Hymenoptera, Figitidae. Bases 283 to 1209 code for a protein of 308 amino acids. Gene Ontology annotation, molecular function: ribokinase activity. The transcript has 7 exons. Gene Ontology annotation, biological process: D-ribose metabolic process.